Molecule: messenger RNA, 2059 nt
Organism: Alosa sapidissima (American shad)
Lineage: Eukaryota; Metazoa; Chordata; Actinopteri; Clupeiformes; Clupeidae
Product: BTB/POZ domain-containing protein KCTD1-like
Exons: 5
Coding region: 256-1035 (259 amino acids)
Biological process (GO): protein homooligomerization; negative regulation of DNA-templated transcription
Cellular component (GO): nucleus
Molecular function (GO): transcription factor binding; transcription corepressor activity
Source: RefSeq, a predicted model, not a curated record
UUCAACGCUUCGCUGUCGCUUGUCGUUGUCAGGAGAUGCAAAAAAACAGUAGGCAUCUGCUCGCUUCUUUGAAAUUGUUUAACCACGCCACUGAACGAUGAGGUCCACAGCGGUCCUAAUGCUGCCCUGAGGCGGAUUCGUAACCCUAUAGUAAAGUGUGACUAAUCUGGCCCAAGUCAGAGGCAUUUCUACGGGGACAGAAGAGAGCACAAGCCACCUCGUAGUCCUACUUUUCAGGACACUCACCACAGCAGCAUGUCAGGUCGCCCCCUGCUUGUACAGUCACCUGCCUCCCCUAUCGGUUGCCAUGGGAUACCCACGCCAGCUCAGCUCAGCAAAACCAAUGCACCGGUCCAUAUCGAUGUGGGAGGCCAUAUGUACACCAGCAGUCUCGCCACACUGACCAAGUACCCAGAGUCAAGGAUUGGUCGUUUGUUUGACGGUUCCGAGCCCAUUGUGUUGGACAGUCUGAAGCAACACUACUUCAUUGACCGCGACGGCCUCAUGUUCCGCUACAUCCUCAACUUCCUGCGUACCUCUAAACUCCUCCUCCCAGAUGAUUUUAAGGACUUAGCGCUGCUCUACGAGGAGGUGAAGUACUUCCAGCUGGACCCCAUGCAGACGGAGCUGGAUCGCUGGCGUGGGGAGCGCGAGGCCGGCCGGGCGUCCCGGGCCUGCGAGUGCGUGGCGGUGCGCGUGACGCCCGAGCUGGGCGAGCGCAUUGCGCUGAGCGGCGAGCGGAGCCUGGUGGAGGACGUCUUCCCCGAGGUGGGCGACGUCAUGUGCGAGGCGCUGAGCGCGGGCUGGAACCAGGACCACACCCACGUCAUCCGCUUCCCCCUCAACGGCUACUGCCAGCUCAACUCAGUACAAGUGCUGGAGCGACUCCAGCAGAGAGGCUUUGAGAUCGUGGGCUCGUGUGGCGGGGGCGUGGACUCGUCCCAGUUCAGCGAAUACGUCCUGAGGCGUGAGGUCGGGCGAAGCCCUCGCGGGGUCACCUCCGUCAUCUGCAUCAAGCAGGAGCCCCUCAACUAGAACCAGGGGUCACUGGAUGUGACCUACCAUCUAAACAUGGAUGCUCUGUUUGGAGGACCACAUAAUCGACUCACUGAAUAACUGCACCACUGCAGACUGAAACUGUGUCAGAGGGCUCUUUUGAGGGCAAACGCCUCCAGCCAAUUUUUAAAAAACGAAAGUUUGUUUUAAAACUUCACAGAGACUUUGAUCCUCAUGAAAGUGAUUGUCUUCUCGGGUAGAAGAAAGAAUGGUAGAAACUAAUAUGAGCAUCUAUUAUGAAGAAGCAAUGAAUCAGUGACAACUCACAAGUUUAUAUAGGAUAUCAUGUCAAAAUGACUUCAAGUAGCGUAUGAACCACAUUCUUGAAAUGUUUGAAUGAAUUACAUAAUCUGUGUCAUCUUUUCAUUGGCAGCUACUUCAUCUCUACUACUACUACCACUACUACUACUACUACAACAACACACACACACACACACAAUAAGGAGAUACUUCAGGUCAGUUGUGUUUUAUCUGGUGCCACUCAGAAAGAUAAAAAACAUGUGACGUUUGCAAUAAUGCAGAGUACACAACACGAUUGUCUUUGCCAUGUUUGUUUCUGCCAGUGUCAGUGGUCAUAUCCAAGAAGAGAAAGAGAGUUCUACAACCUAACUUCCCACACACACACAGCCAUGUACAACAAGUGUCUGUGAAAUGACAGCUGGCAGGACAGAAACAACCACCACUGAAUGGAAGUUUCUGCAUAUUUUCCCCAACAGGUCUAUAGGCCUAUUUGUUUGUUCAUAGUGGACAAAGACCUUUAUUCUGGCUCACCUGUAAUUGUCAUCUGAUUUCUGGAGAAGAGUCAAUGCAGGGUUCAUAGAUGUUUAUGAAAUUCUGGCAAGUAUAAUGUAAGGCAAUGCAAACUCAAAAAGUACAGUCUUUGGCACUUAACUCAUGGCUCAUUCUAUGGACUUUUCAUAAACAGCACAUUAUUUGAAUCAAACCGUUCCUGCAAGACCAGACUUACAAGACAAAAUAAGAGUUAAAAUCUACCAGACCUUAA